AAUCGUAUGAAAUACUUUCGUCUUUACAUAGUUGAAUGCGCUGACAACAAAAUCACACAAAAAUGAUCAAUGGAAAUCAAAUUUAUCAACCCACGGAGGUCUGGAUAUGGAGUCACACUCAAAAUCAAAGGGGAAAGCCACACUACAGGCGGAUCCAACUAUGAUGUAAUGUCCUUAAAACAAGUCACAAUGAGGCUCAGUAGUGUGUGUGGCCUCCACGUGCCCGUAGGACCUCCCUACAAUGACCGGGCAUGCUCCUGAUGAGGUGGCAGAUGGUCUCCUGAGGGAUGUCCUCCCAGACCUGGACUAAAGCAUCCGCCAACUCCUGGACAGUCUGUGGUGCAACGUGGCGUUGGUGGAUGGAGCGAGACAUGAUGUCCCAGAUGUGCUCAAUCGAAUUCAGACACCUCAACUACUGACACAGAAGAAGAACCAGCAGCACCGCCAGAUGGAGUAAUGUUUAGAGAUGGCUAUAUAUUUAAUGAAGAUGACAUCUUUGCUAGAAAAGCUGAUUCACUAAUAAAAUACAGUGCAGAAGUCAUGAAAGCAUGCAACACCAGUGAGUGCCGCAACUACACAUACUGUUUCAGAGUGGACCACGACCAGAUAUGCCUUAAUAUAGGGCUCUUUAACUCAACAUACUUUGAAGAAUUGGAAAAGCCUGAAGCUUUGAAACUGCAUGCGCCUGUUACGAAUGGAUAUAUAUUUGAUAGAGAUGAAACCUUCUUUAAAAAAGCGUAUUCACUGUUACGAUACAGUCUUGAUGUUAUGGAGGAAUGCACCACCAAAGAAUGCCGUUCCUACACCUAUUGUACCAAUGUGGGUGAUGACAUUGUCUGUUUGACUAUAAGGCUCAACACCUCAACUACUGACACAGAAGAAGAACCAGCAGCACCGCCAGAUGGAGUAAUGUUUAGAGAUGGCUAUAUAUUUAAUGAAGAUGACAUCUUUGCUAGAAAAGCUGAUUCACUAAUAAAAUACAGUGCAGAAGUCAUGAAAGCAUGCAACACCAGUGAGUGCCGCAACUACACAUACUGUUUCAGAGUGGACCACGACCAGAUAUGCCUUAAUAUAGGGCUCUUUAACUCAACAUACUUUGAAGAAUUGGAAAAGCCUGAAGCUUUGAAACUGCAUGCGCCUGUUACGAAUGGAUAUAUAUUUGAUAGAGAUGAAACCUUCUUUAAAAAAGCGGAUUCACUGUUACGGUAUAGUCUUGAUGUUAUGGAGGAAUGCACCACCAAAGAAUGCCGUUCCUACACCUAUUGUACCAAUGUGGGUGAUGACAUUGUCUGUUUGACUAUAAGGCUCAGCAAAAAUUCUGACCUUUUACAAGAAUUGGAGGAGGAAGAUCCCCACGAAGCUGAAAAUUCUGUCGCUUUAGAUGUAGGGUAUAUAUUUGAUGAUGAUGAAACCUUUGCUGAAAAAUCUGAAGAUUUGUUGCACUACAGUGCCAGCGUAAUGAGCACGUGUACCACAAGCAGCUGCCGCCACUAUACAUUUUGUACUAGAGUGGGCUCCGACAUUCUUUGCUUGAAUAUAUGGCUUACAAGUAUAGAUGACCUCCAACCUGAGGAAGAACUUGAUACUUUUGAUGAUGAUGAUAAUGAUGAUGAACCAAAUAAUGAUCAAGAACUAGAUGAUGAGGACAUUCUUGAUAGUGAGCAAAAAGACAACAAUGAACUAACAGAAGAAAAAUACACUGAAGAGGAGUCAGAGAAAGAAUCAAAAGAAAGUGAAGAAGAAGAGGAGAAGCAAAGCGAUGAUUCGGCAGAAGAGAAAGUAGAAGAUACUCCGCUUGCUUGAAAUAAAUGUGUUGUGUCCUAGUUGAUAGUUGCUUUCUACUGGACCAUGUAUCAUUAUUUACUAAACACUUUAUUGCGGUGUCUUAUUCCACCAGAGGUUCUUAUGUAGUUUAAACUCCACAAACACAGUAGCAAGCGAUAGAGGUAGAUUGGCCAAAUGGAAAUGUUUCACACAUUGCCACAAACAUUUAGGAAUUUCAAGUGAGGUUUCCUACUGUAGUCUAUUGUCUGCUUAGUUAUUUGUUGUAGUUGAGGUGAAGAACAUACUAACUAGUCUAACAAUUUCAAAAAGUGUUUUAAAUUUUAGGACAUGGAUUGAGUUCUAGCAUAAAAAAGACAUGACGUGUCUACCCAACAAUAUAUUCAAAGCAAUGUGUGGCCUAGCUACACAAUAGCAAACAAAGAUUGGCAAGUAAAGACAAAAAUAGGAUGUCAAUAUGAAAACAGCAAUACACAGAAUAACUAAUAAAAAUGC
This is a messenger RNA of Hyla sarda, 2277 nucleotides long. RefSeq lists its product as uncharacterized. The transcript has 7 exons. The record is from RefSeq and is a predicted model, not a curated record. Bases 457 to 1803 code for a protein of 448 amino acids. Lineage: Eukaryota; Metazoa; Chordata; Amphibia; Anura; Hylidae.